Molecule: messenger RNA, 765 nt
Organism: Oppiella nova
Lineage: Eukaryota; Metazoa; Arthropoda; Arachnida; Sarcoptiformes; Oppiidae
Source: the annotation of a GenBank genome assembly
AUGGCUUCCAACGCAAUGUCCGCUCAGGCCGUCCGCCAGACAUUCAUCGACUUCUUUAAAGACAAAUACAGUCAUUCGUACGUCAAGUCCUCGUCGGUUAUACCACACGAAGACCCGACUCUACUGUUCGCCAACGCGGGGAUGAAUCAGUUUAAGCCCAUAUUCUUGGGAACCGUUGACCCGAACAGUGAUUCCUCGAAAUACCGACGAGUGGUGAACACCCAGAAGUGUAUCCGCGCCGGCGGUAAACACAACGACUUGGAUGACGUCGGCAAAGAUGUCUAUCACCACACGUUCUUUGAAAUGCUGGGCAACUGGUCUUUCGGAGACUUCUUCAAGAAGGAGAUCUGCUGCUGGGCUUUCGAGCUCUUGACACAAGUGUAUGGCCUGUCGAAAGACAGACUAUAUGUGACCUAUUUUGGUGGUAACGCCGACAGUGGCUUAGAGGCUGACGAGGAGUGUCGCCAGACUUGGCUGGACUUAGGGCUGCCAUCAGAGCGAGUGCUGCCCUUUGGAAUGAAAGACAAUUUCUGGGAAAUGGGCGAAACAGGUCCGUGUGGUCCCUGUUCUGAGAUACACUUCGACCGCAUCGGUGGCAGAGAUGCCGCAUCGCUGGUCAAUAUGGACGACCCGAAUGUGAUUGAAAUCUGGAAUCUGGUGUUCAUUCAAUUCAAUCGAGAAACCGAUGGUUCACUCAAACCAUUGCCUAAGAAACACGUGGACACAGGAAUGGGUUUCGAGCGACUGGUGUCUGUGAUUCAGCAA